AUGGCUUCAAAAUUCUACAGGGAGAAUUAUAAAGAAAAUCAAAAUACAGGAAAAUCAAAAGCUGAACUUGGCUUCAAAGCUGUUGCACCACCAGUUAAAAAAUCUUUCAUAUAUUUGGGAAACCUCAACAUCACCAAAACAGACACUAUAACAGAACACUUAAAUAAAGCUGGAAUAAAAUUUAUAUCCAUCUUUCCAAUAGCAAAACGAGGUUCAAAUGUUGAAGGCGAUGAUAACAAAUCUAGUACAGCAUUUCGCAUCUGCGUAGCAAACAAUGAAGUAUCAAAAAUGUUCGAAGAAGACUUAUGGCCCGAACAUGCGAUUAUACGCGACUGGAUAUUCAACGUCAAACCAAGUAACACUAUCGAAAACAACAACAACAAAGAUGGCUAG
Helobdella robusta is the source of this 393-nucleotide messenger RNA. RefSeq lists its product as hypothetical. The coding region runs from base 1 to 393 and encodes 130 amino acids. The transcript has 2 exons. NCBI's taxonomy places the organism in Eukaryota, Metazoa, Annelida, Clitellata, Rhynchobdellida, Glossiphoniidae. The record is from RefSeq and is a predicted model, not a curated record.